Molecule: messenger RNA, 7222 nt
Organism: Diabrotica virgifera virgifera (western corn rootworm)
Lineage: Eukaryota; Metazoa; Arthropoda; Insecta; Coleoptera; Chrysomelidae
Exons: 2
Coding region: 904-4611 (1235 amino acids)
Biological process (GO): DNA replication
Molecular function (GO): nucleotide binding; DNA binding; DNA-directed DNA polymerase activity
Source: RefSeq, a predicted model, not a curated record
AUAUGGUACAAAAAAAGGCCUUAUACAGAACAUUGUGUUAAAACAGACAUCACAACGUAAUUCGUCAUUCAAAAUCCUUUAAUUUGAUGGGUCAUACAUUGAUUUCUGAUUAUCCGUUCCAAAGAUACAAAUAUUUGUACAAAAUUAUGAAAAAUCGAAUAAUUUGAAAUAUUUACAAAAAUAUUUUAAGUUGUUUGUUAACAUGCCGGGUGUGUAUGGUUGAUAAGAAAAGAGUGCAGACGUUAUUUUUGUUAAUAUUAACCUCCAAAGAUAUGACAAGCCACAAUGCUAAAAGUCCGGAUGUAGUCGGAUGAGAACAUGUAACCGCAGUUGUUAUUUGUGUAAAUGUUAUCACAUAUUUUUAAAACUAUAAGGUCUUGUUUUUGCAAAACACAUUCAAACAUUUGAUCACGUUCAUGCUGUGUGAAUUUCGCCUAUAAAUACUGAAACAGACGAGCAUAUACCACAGUCGACAUCUGACAGUUUCUACAGUAUAGUUGCAGUGUUCAGUGGAAAAUAUUCAAUUAAGAUAUUCCUAGCGUUCAGACGUGUGCUCUGGUGAGUUUUAUAUCGUUCAGAAGUGUGCUCUGUUGAGUGGCAAACUUUGAUUUUGUCGAAAACAAUUUUUUUUUUGAAAUUUUUAAAACAUAUUUAGUGUUUGGGUUCUAAUUUUUUUGAAUUCUAAGUUUUGAAUAUUUAUUAUUAUGUUAUUACUUAGUGUUGUUUGAUUUGGUCAGUUUUUUUUUUUUAAUAACGAAAACAUGAACACAUUCUUAGUCACUAAAGAUACAUUUAAGAAAAUUCGUAUUUCUCAUCCUUUAAUAACGAAAACAUGAACAAAUUCUUAGUCACUAAAGAUACAUUUAAGAAAAUUCGUAUUUCUCAUCCUUUAAUAACGAAAACAUGAACAAAUUCUUAGUCACUAAAGAUACAUUUAAGAAAAUUCGUAAAUUUGGCCUCCAGGGACGAACUCUGGAAUUUAAAAUCAGGGAUGUGCCGCAGAGUGAGGAACCUGUGGGAUGGGUAAAAAAGGCCAUCGAGGAGAUUGUACUUAAGGGAACAGAAGGUUUGGAACCAACCGAUCAGGUCGGUUUCACUUUUUGCUCGAAAGACUUUGCCAGAGGUCAGGGUUGGAUGAGGUUCAAGCCUGCCUGUGAAGUGACCGUUGAUGAUAUAUGGGAUAAGAUUAGUUCCAUAUAUCAGAGUAAUAGCACCGGCCUCAAUACCGAAACAUUUUGUUUGGGUAUUACGACGGUAAAACUGCCCGCGGGAAAAGGUGGUCCGAGAGGAAGAGCUUAUAACUCCUUUAACGAGGAGUGUUUGAAAAGGCGAGGAACUGUUGUUAUUAAAAACAAGGAUAAUCUUUGUUUACCUCGUGCUCUUGUGGUUGCAAAAGCUCACGUAGAUAAGGACCAAGAAUGGAAGAAGGUACGUCAAGAUGUUGGAAAAAUACAAGGACAAAGAGCCCAUCAACUGAUUGAAGCCGCUAAUGUAACAAUUCCUGUCGGAGGGGCCGGAAUACCCGAACUACAACAGUUUCAGGGACACCUCACAGAUUACAAAAUUGUGGUGUAUAGUUAUGGUAGCAAGGGUCGUGACGUUAUGUUCUGUGGUAACACUAAUGGUCCAGCGUUAAAUCUUUUGUAUCAUGAAGGACACUUUAACGUGAUCACUUCUUUGACAGCUGCUUUUUGCUGUCGAUAUUAUUGUGAGGAGUGCCACCAGCCGUUUAACAACAAAAACGACCACAGAUGUGGUGGUACAUGUUUUGCUUGUCGUCGUUCACCAGCUUGUUCCAAAGAUUGCGUGAAAAUACCCUGCGAUCAAUGUGGUCGAAACUUCUACGGUAAGGCAUGUUUCAAUGCUCAUGUUGGUUCGGUAUGCGAUAAAAUCAAAAGGUGUAAGACCUGUUACAAGAUCUACACCAAAAGUCAUGUCUGUGGUGAGGUCUUCUGUAAAACUUGUAAGAAAAAUUGUCCGUCAGAUCAUCUUUGUUACAUACAGCCCGAUUCUGGUCUUCCUCCAUCAAGCGAUUUUCUAUUUAUAUUUUAUGAUUUGGAAACUAGUCAGGAAAAGAUAUUGGCUGAUGGUUCGCUUCUUCAAGAACCAAAUCUCUGUGUAUUUAAUCAACGUUGUUACAAAUGUCUCCCUGAGAUGAAAUUAGUUUUCUGUCAAUCUUGUGGAUUUCGCCAAAAGAUUUUGAGGGGUCUUGACGUAAUAAGUCUUUUUAUGAAUCAUAUUUUGCAAAUUAGAAAAAAAUUCAAGAAUGUUGUCGUGUUAGCUCACAAUGGAGGAGGCUUCGACCAUCAAUUUAUUUUAAAUUAUAUUUUAACAAAGACUGAUUUAACCCCUGAUCUCAUUAUGCGUGGUACAAAGUUGGUGUCAAUGGCUGUUGGUAACGUUCGUUUUCUCGAUAGUCUUAAUUACUUUCCAAUGGCGUUGUCUGCUCUACCUAAAGCUUUUGGGUUGACAGAGUUGAAAAAGGGAUAUUUUCCACAUUUGUUUAACAGAGAGGAAAAUCAAUCUUAUGUUGGACCUAUGCCUGAUCUAAAAUUUUACGAUCCCGAUAAUUUAAAAGAUGAUGCACGUGACAAGCUGAUCGCGUGGCACGCUGAAAGAGUAGAUGAGGGAUACGUUUUUGAUUUUCAAAAGGAAAUUGUUGAAUAUUGUAUUAGCGAUGUUGAGAUUUUGACUAAGGCUUGUCUCACUUUCAGAAAACAGUUGAUGGAUACUUCAAAUGUCUGUCCGUUUUUCGAGGCAACAACUGUUGCAUCGACGUGUAACAAGGUAUUCAGGCGUAAUUUCUUACAACCAAACACAAUAGCCCUUAUUCCAAAAGGUGGCUAUCGUUUUAAAGAUAAUCAGUCGAAAAUAGCUUUGCAGUGGUUAUUGUGGGAAGAGAAGCAACGCUGUAUUAAAAUUCAGCAUGCCGCCAGGGGACCUGAAGCUCUUAUUGGAAAUUGUAGGGUGGACGGUCUUUACGAAAAGACCGUCUUUGAAUUUCAAGGUUGUUAUUAUCACGGUUGUCCUACUUGUUACCCUACAGAUAGAACUGCACCCCUUCAUGACGAUCCUUCAGAUUGUAUGGAAAAUCGUCAUGAUAAAACAAUUGCUAAAGUUAAGCAUCUCAGAUCAAUAGGAUAUGAGGUGGUUGAAAUGUGGGAAUGUCAAUUCCGUAAAAUGCUGACGGCCGAGAUAAAGGCAUAUACCGAGGGGCAUCCUCUUAUGGCUAGUUUACCUUUGAAUCCUAGAGAUGCUUUAUAUGGUGGUCGUACAGGCAAUACUGUAGAGUAUUACAAGUGUAAAGAUGGUGAAAAAAUUAAAUACGUUGAUGUUUGUUCGCUUUAUCCGUGGGUAUGCAAGUACGGAAAGUUCCCAAUCGGACAUCCAAAGAAAAUAUAUAUUGGACAGGAAUGCACUGCUGUAGACAUUACUGAGUUAUCUGGAUUAAUAAAGUGUAAAGUGCUUCCUCCUACAAACCUCUAUCAUCCUGUUCUUCCUACCAAGAUGAACAGUAAAUGUAUGUUCGUUUUAUGCCGAAAGUGUGGAGAGGACUUUGCGGAAGAAGAGUGUGAGCAUUCGAAUGAUGAACGGGCUCUAACAGGUACUUGGGUGAUUGAGGAGGUAGUGAAAGCUUUAUCAAAGGGUUAUAAAAUACUUGAGACCUAUGAGAUAUGGUCCUAUGAUACUUUACAGUUAUCGAAAUCUCAGAAAGGUCUUUUUUCCGAUAUGAUGAACAAAUUUAUCAAAGUGAAACAACAAGCUUCAGGGUGGCCGCGAGGAUGUGUAUCGGAUGAGGAAAAGAGCCGGUACAUCGAGGAGUUUCUUCAGAGGGAGGAUGUCAGGCUGGAGUUUUCCGACAUAACGGAGAACCCUGGUCUGAGGUCGUUGGCUAAGCUUAUGCUCAAUUCUUUCUGGGGUAAGUUCGCUCAGCGAGAGAACCUCCCUAAAACAUCCAUAAUAAACAAGCCUGGAGAAUUUUUUGCUAUGUUGAUUAAUCCAUCCAUUCAGGUUAAUACGGUGAUCCCUGUAAAUGAGGACACACUGGUUGUUACGUGGGAGUAUGUGAAGGAGGCGUACUCAAUGUCGUCAGCAGUUAAUGUUGUUCUGGCAUCAUACGUUACGGCUCUGGCUCGUCUCAAAUUGUACUCUUAUCUGGAGAUUAUUGGGUCUCGGGCAAAAUAUUACGACACAGAUUCGUCUAUUUACCUUUCCAAGGCUGGCUUACCUGAUCUCCCAAUAGGUGAGUGUAUAGGUGACUUAACUGAUGAGUUGGGUGGGGGGUAUAUUUCAGAGUUCGUUUCUGGAGGGCCUAAAAAUUACGCAUAUAAAUACACUUUGCCUAACGGUGAAGAAAAAAUUUGUUGUAAGGUUAAAGGUAUUUGUCUAAAUUAUGAGGCAUCUAAAUUAGUUAAUUUCGAUACCAUUAAGAAGAUGGUACUUAUGAAGUCUGACCCUGUUUCUGUGGUGACUAAACAAAUACAAAGGACACAGGAUCAUUGUGUUAUCACAAAAACCCUUGAAAAAAAAUAUAGACCAAACUCAGCAAAAAGAAAAUUUUUUGAAGAUUUUACAUCCGUACCUUAUGGUUAUAAAAAACUUAAAAUUUAAACUAUAGCCCAGACUCAGCUUUUUUAUUUUUUUAACACUAUACCUGUUUAACACUCACAAUCAACAUUUUUAAUUAGUAAGUUAUAUAUUAAUAGAUUACUUUUUGUUUUGUCAACAGUGGAUGCUUUUUCCUCUGCGAUACAACCGAUCGUCUGUCACACUGAAAAGUGGGUUACUAAAAAGUUGUAGUGAGUUGUCGUUUGUCCUACAUGAUUAAAAAUCGUUAAAAGAUGUUCAGUUAAGACCAUUAAAAGAUAUCUGAUAUAUAGCCCACUGGCAAAUUAAUGAGCCGUUCUGGUUACGUCCGUUGCUCGUGUAGCCACUCAUUAUAAAAGAUGGCAAUCAGAUCAUAAAAAGAUGUCUGCUGAACCAUUUCCUGUAUGUUUAAAAAAGAUGUUCAGUUAAGGUCACUAAAAGAUAUUCGUUAUAAAAAUGUACUAUAAAUAAUGUUAAUAAAAAGAUGCCUGCUGAACCAUUUCCGGUAUUUUAAAAUACAAUAAACAGUUUUCAGCUAUGAACCACUUUGUGAUUUUGUAACAUCAUUACAGCUUUGCUCGUUACUUACUAGAAGGUGGGGCAACAAUCGCUUGUUCUAUGCUAUCACAAAUAUAUAUAUAUAUUGAAUCACAUUUGAUUCCUCUGAGGAAAUUUGGUGGUUGUAGGCCUCUAGGGGAUGGUGUCCACGAUAAAACACCAACGAGGUAUGUGUUGUACCUCAUGGGUGCCUUGGAAAUCAACACGAGUAACCUUUGUUUCAGAUUAUCCUUGAAAAAAAAAAAUCAGCACGAGCUAUGUUAGCUUUAACGUGACGACCUUUACGACGUGCUUUUUCUUUACGACAAUACUGUUAGAUAUGUCUUUAUACAUUAACAAAAGUUUUUUUCUACCUAGGUAUACUCUAGGUGUAUAUAAUUUUUUUCUCAAUAUAUCUGAUACAUAAUACCUUUAAAUAUGGUCCUCCUUUUGGAGUAUAAAAAGGACGGUCGACUUUUAACCCGCACGGAUGCACGUCUAUAUGUACCUUUACGAAGGGAAUUGUACAUAAACCUAUAAGCUGAUCGUAAUCCAUAUCUGCAAAGUAUGUUGUCAGCUUGGGUUAGUAUAUACAGUGCAUUCCGUAUGUUUUAUAAACAUGAUCAGGGGAAAUUGUUGUCUGAUGGCUAUUAAAGAACCGUCUAUGGCCCUCAUAUAUUCUUAUCGCAGAUGUUUAAUAUCAAACUGUAAAAUUAAUACUACCCACUUGCCGUAGAUAAAAUAUUGUAUGCAACUAUUCAGUCAAUUACAUAAAAAAAAUAAUACACAUUUUUCUGAAAAGACUUGUACAUGAGAUGUUUGCUGGUUUGGCCACAGCGUAUGAAUGGUAUAUGUUCAUUGUAGGAAUGUAUGAUUGGAGAGAGAUCUAGGAUGUUUGAUGAUCGUACUGUAAAAAUGGUAUACGUUCUUCUAGAUGGCUUGGGCAUAGUUACAUGUUGCAGCCGACAGGUGGCAUGAUUAGAGAACUGUGAUAGACGUGGAAUCCCCAUUAAGUUGACAGGUCAAAAUAUCUCCAAUAGCAACAAAUAUAUUACAGUUUUAGCAGUGUUGCCAUGUUUCUCCUUUCCUUCAACGGCUGUUACGCUAAAAUCAAUAGCAACGAAGAUCUAGUGUCGUUUUGGCAUUGCUGACAUCUUUGUUUUUAUGUUAACAUAUUCAAUAUCCCCUCUUUUUCCCAACGAGACCAUAUUCACACGAAUUGGACCAAUAGACACGAAGAUAUGAUAUAGUGCCGUUUUGUCAUUGCUGACAUCUUUGUUUAUAUGGUAACAUGCCUUCCUCUUUCCAACAAUAUAUGAUCAGUCAGGUCGGAGACAUGCUCUAAUGCUCUUUUGCUAAUGUCUUUGUGAUUGCUCCUCUUUCGUUUAAUGUCUUACAUGUAAUAAACGAACCAAUAACAACGCAGAUGGCAGAUAGGUGCUUCAUGGAUAAGUGUCUUAUUUGGCUUUCUGACUACACCCUGUAUAUUUUGCGAUAAACGAAAUAAAGAGGAGGCCAUCUUGGAAGGCGAGGGUUUGUGACGUAGGUGGGCCUGGCUGUGUUCCCAUUGGUCGUUGGGCGGGGGCUUCGUUCUCAUUGGUCGGUGAUUGGGGCUAAGUUCUCAUUGGUCGCUGGACUUUGAUCUCAUUGGUCCAUGGGCGCUGCUGUGGGUGGGCGAGGCUUCCUUCUCAUUGGUCGGUGGGCAAUCAUUGGCCGGUGGGCAACCAUUGGUCUGUGGGCGUGGCUUUGUGGUGGGCGUGGCUUUGUGGUGGGCGUGGCUUUGUGGUGGGCGUGGCUUGCGGUGGGCGUGGCUUUGUGGUGGGCGUGGCUUUGUGGUGGGCGUGGCGUGGGGCGUGGCAGAUAAAAUUUUUCCCACGCUGUCAAAAUUUUCCCAUGCCCAACCGGCCCACACUCUACUAACCUGCCUUGAACCCUUUUUUAACUAUUAAUUUAAUUAAAAAAAUUGACAAAAAAUAAUUUUAAAUAUUUGCAAGAACAUGUGAAUUAAAAAAAGGGGGGGCUAACUUCGUCCCUAAUUGUCCUAGGACAAUUGUUUUCUUUCUAAAUGUGUAUAAAAAUUCAGUCUUUCUAAAUAUGA